Messenger RNA from Cylindrotheca closterium, 1236 nucleotides. The record is from the annotation of a GenBank genome assembly. Lineage: Eukaryota; Bacillariophyta; Bacillariophyceae; Bacillariales; Bacillariaceae.
AUGAUGAUGAUAUCCAAGUGCCAUGUAGCCUGCAACAUUUAUCUUUCUGCAGGACUUCCAAUAUAUCGCAACGUUUUGGAGCGAUUGCUAGUCGACGCACAGCAACAACAACCAAAAUUGCAGCACGGCCUGGUGAUCCAUGCCUUUGCCGAUACCCAGUACGAUCGAACUUCCUUUCAUUUGGCAGGAUCCCCUUGGGCCAUUGUAAGUUUGGCUACAAGCAUCACCAGUAAUGCCAUGCAAGUCUUGGCUCCUUUGAAACUACAACGAGAGCAGCAGUCAUCCGACACAAGUACAAGUUCUCCCAAACGACAACAACAACAACAACAACAACAACAACAAUACCUGGAACAUCCAACUGUGGGCAUUGUCGAUCAUAUUUCCAUUCUGCCAAUAGGCGAUACUUGUGAAAAAGUGACACGGGAUGAUUGGCUAGAAUAUUACAAUAAAAGCGCUGAACAUAGAGAGAAGAACAAUACGAGCUUGUUGCCAAAGUCGGAUGAAUUAUUAUCAGUGUCAUUGCCAACGACCACCGUGCCUUCGGGAUGGGUCGCCUGGACAAUUGGUUGGAAUCUACUGCACCGAGAGAAUAUGCCAGUUGAUGUAUUGUACUAUGGCCAUGCCCAUCCUACGGAAAAGCCAUUGGCUGAAGUUCGUCGGGAAAAGACCAACUUUUUUCGUUCCCCACCAGCAACAGCAAGUAGUAAUGAUGAUAUUGGCAAUAGCAGCAGCGACGGUGGUAACGACGCCACUGGUCAAACCCCUAAAGCACCAACAAUGUCACCACCCAUCCCACCAUCCAUGGGACAAUGCACUAUUGGUGCCCCUCCUCAUUUUGUCGAAAAUUACAACCUUCGCUUGACGACCAAAUGCUCCAAGACAUUGGCCCGAUCCCUCACCAGGGCUGUCCGCGAAAAAGAUGGUGGCUUGCCCUCUGUGGAAGCACUGACAUUGCCAUAUGGAAGUCAAGAUCGGUUUGAAGUGGCGUGCAACCUGCUGAAUCCAAAGGACUCGACAUCCUCCCAAGAUGUUGAUGUGCAAGUGGCUCGAUUUUGGAAGGAGCAGAACCUCGAUCCCAAAGAAUAUUUGGAAGUUGCCUAUCGCGUGGGAACCACGGAACAACAGUGUUUACAAGUUUUACUAGAAAAUUGUCAGUCCAGGGAAGAGCUAGAAAGACAUGAUGAGAGUGUCCGAGUUCGAUUUCUGGCUUGUUUUCAGUCGGAUGAUGAUUCAUGA